Baudoinia panamericana UAMH 10762 is the source of this 1878-nucleotide messenger RNA. RefSeq lists its product as uncharacterized. Gene Ontology annotation, cellular component: plasma membrane. Gene Ontology annotation, molecular function: ferric-chelate reductase activity. The coding region runs from base 1 to 1878 and encodes 625 amino acids. The record is from RefSeq and is a predicted model, not a curated record. The transcript has a single exon. NCBI's taxonomy places the organism in Eukaryota, Fungi, Ascomycota, Dothideomycetes, Mycosphaerellales, Teratosphaeriaceae. Gene Ontology annotation, biological process: copper ion import; iron ion transport; intracellular iron ion homeostasis.
AUGGAUAUGGGCGGUAUGUCCGGCGGUAUGGACAUGGGUAGCGAGGGGCUAUUCACCGGCGACAACAUGGCGAUUGCGCAUGGCUACUGGUAUGGCAUCGUUGCGGUCACUGGUCUCUUCGCCGUAGCAAGGCUCGUAUCGAUCUUCCAGUAUCGCCAGCGGAUAAAGCGGCAAAGGUUGCAACCUCACACUAUCCCGUCGAGACCGCGGGGCUUGUUGUCGCAGUGCUAUGCAACUUCUACUGCAGUGUGGCGGGAGUUGACCUACGCUCAACCAACCUACUUCACAGGCAAAUUCAGCAAGUACUUCAGCCCGCUACCAAUCGGCCACUGGAUCCUACUCGUCGUGUACUGGACAGCACUCCUGAUCAUGCUUUGGAGCAACGUCAUCCUAAAGCCUGGCGAUUCCAUGUAUGCUUAUAAGUGGGAGAAGGUGGGCUUCCGAGCCGCCUGGGUCACCGUCGCCCAGAUACCGUUCAUCUACUUCUUAUCGAUGAAGUUCACCCCUCUGACGGCCUUGACGGGUAUAUCAUAUGAGCGCAUCAACUGGCUGCAUCGGUGGGCGUCACGAACCGUUUUCCUGACGGCCAUUAUUCAUUGGUCCUUCUUUCUCCGCGAAUGGUGGCUGGCCGAUUUCGUGCAAUUGGAGAUCGAGAUGAUGCCGAUGGUCAAGUACGGCUUUGGAGCGUUCGGAACCAUUGCUUGGAUGGUGUUGUCUGGUUUUGGCGUCUUCCGCGCAAUGAACUACGAGCUCUUCGUCGCGCAGCACAUCGUCGCUGCAGCAUUGGUCCUGUGGCUUCUCUAUUGGCACGUUCCGAGCUAUGCAAGGUACAACAUUUACAUGUCGAUCGGCUUCGUAGGCUUUGAUUGGGGCAUGAGGAUCAUUUGGAAUGUCCUACGCAACGUCCAUGUUCUUAAUAAGCUGCGGCUGAGAACGCCGGGCUACGCUGCAAGCUUGGAGUCUCUGCCCGGAGAUAUGGUGCGCUUGACGAUUGAAGAUGUCGACUUCUCAUGGCGGGCUGGUCAACAUGCGUACCUAUCAAUGCCGGGCUUGCGACCGUUUGAGCUCCAUCCUUUCACCAUCGCAAACGCCUUCCACGACCGGCAGCAGCGGACGCUACGUAUGCUCAUAAAGUCACACAGAGGCUUUUCGAAGAGCCUCCACAAGGCUGCACAGCGCAAUGCAGGCACCACUAGGACGUAUCGUGUAUUCCUGAGCGGACCAUGGGGUGUGCCACCAGCGCUACAGCAGUAUGAGACCGUCGUGCUGGUUGCCGCUGCGAGCGGUGCAUCUUUCAUCUUCCCACUUGCGGAGGAGCUGGUUCGUGCACCGCACUGUGUCCGGAAAAUCAGGCUGCAUUGGAUCAUCAGAUCUGAAGAGUAUCGCGUCUGGUUCCAGGAUACGCUUGCGGCAUUGAUGCGACAAGCGCAGGAGUCUGGACUCGACCUGCAGAUUGAGAUCCAUGUCACCAAGUCUGACACGCCUGACAGGCCGAUGAUACGCAGAUAUGAUACGCUGGUAGGUAAGGCUUCGGAAGGCAAAUCCCUCGUCGCUGUCGAAGCUCGCUCCGACAAGAGCUCCAGUGCGGCCAGCAUGUCUUCUACUGAAGACGAGAAAGCACCGCUCCCACCGAACUCCUGUGGAGACGGCUCGGUUGCCACGCUCGCAAUGGCUUACGGCGGCCGGCCAACCGUGGAGGAGAUGAUCCGUCCACCCGUGGAAGCUGCGCUGGGAGAGACGGCUGUUGUUGUCUGCGGUGGCUUGGCCAUCACGGCACAAUCCAGAACUUUCGUUGCUGCGCUCUCUGACGAGCGUGCUGUUCAUAAAGGAACGGGUGCGCAAGGCAUAUAUUUAUUCACUGAGACAUACGGGUGGUAA